CUCGAUUCCCUUUGACCAGGCCGGGCUUCCAUGUUGUUGCAGGUAACCAAAGCAGCCGGAGUCGCGGCUGCCCUGCUGAGAAAAAAGCCAUGGACAGACCACGGCGCAUUGACGACCUUGCGGACGAAUUGAUCAGUCACAUCCUCUCAUUUAUCUUGGGAUCAGAACCUUCCUCUAACGAUACCUCCCCGACGAACAGCCACGUUUCCGACAUGCCCAAUGGCAGCUCCAUCAGUGCGCAUGGCGAAACGUCUGACUUGGACCGAUUCAGACUGGUGUGUACAAGGUUCAGGCGCAUCGCCACUCCAUGGAAAUUCCCCCGUUUCGUUCUUCGCUUUUCACGAGAUGGGUUUCGGAGGUUAGAGGACCUUCUGGACAUGCAGCUGGCCUGCCAUGUCAGAUCCUUCACGUACAUGGUGCGACCCUUUUACCAAGGAAGCGACUGGUCCCCUGUCUUGAAAGCGGUAGAAUCGCAGAACCUGGCAAUUUCACAAGUACAUAAGAGCCGGCGUGAAGACCAGGAAUACAUCAUCACUGGGGGCCAUGAUAUGCUACUCUUGCGCCGCGCUAUAUCUGCGUUCUCGUCUCUGCAGCAAAUUAAACUGCUUCGGUUACAGGACGGGGCGGACGAGCAAUUGCUAGAUUAUAUACGUGAGCAAUCUUCAGCAGAGACCGUUUAUUUGGACUGGGAGCCAGCUUGCACGCGGGCUGUCACAAGCCUAGCGACUUCUCUGUUAGAAUCAAACUGCAGUGCUAUUCGUUUCGUCGGGCCUCAGAUUAGCCCAGAGUCCGCAGCGAAGUUAGCGCAGACACCUUCACUAACGCUAUCUACCUUAGGCGCUCGAUUAACGAGCUUAGAUGUCACAUUUCAUUCCUCCAAAGACAUGACGAGCAGCAUCAAAUCUGUCUCUAGCGUCUUCCAUGACUUCUUUCUAUCCGCAAAGAACCUGACGUCAAUAAAGUUAGGUUUUCGAGCCAAUGUACCUCUCGAUCUCUCGCUAGAACUCAUUUUCCACCGCCUACAGUGGAAAAGGCUCCGGACUCUCAGCAUUCAGGGCUGGCGCCUAGAUUCGGAAGAGGUUAUCUCCCUGAUCCGCCGACACAGGAGACAACUACGCGAUAUCGCACUAGCUGACGUCUACCUUCGCAAUGGGGGCCGGUGGCGGGAUAUCCUGUCCGUCCUGCACGACGAAAUGGAUCAAGUAGAAUGUAUUUAUCUACGAGACAUCGAUUACGCAGACCAUCUGGACUCGGACUCACCAGAUACCAAUGGCCAUGCCAGUACUUCCAGCACGUCGGUCCUCUCCGUCGUCCCCGAACCUACACUCGCCCUACCUCCUUACCGUACCAGUUUCACUGCGGAUUACCCGCCUUUCUCUCCCUGCGGAAGCACCCGACGUUCAUUUUCCGAGACAACUCUGGAGCGGUUGAGAGCACUCACGGUGGAUGACCUGGGGGACAAUGGAGUGAGUGUGAGACGCGAGCAGGGGUUGCUCUGGGAGGCGUGGGUACUCUCCAGCCCUCGAAACAUGUUACGACAACGGCAAUAACAUAAGCACUGCUCUACGAUUUGCAUAAUGUUGGGAAUGUAAUGAUUGAUUAUUUUCUGUAUGCGUCGCAUCGUUUUCAAAUAGUUCGAAAAGGCGCGGAGCAGUCCUAGACAAGCCUGAAGAUAUGAGAAGAUCUGGAGACCGGUAGCAGUGUCACGCAGCGUCACGCAGUAUCCUAGAGUUUUAUAAGUGAUCAUUUUCGCUGCCAGCAUCAUCAGCUCUGUACAUCCAUGGGGGGAAAGCUUUGAUGAACACAUCAGCUAACCAGAUCUGCAAAUUCUUGGACGAAUCAAGUUCUACCCAUAGAUUACCCACGUAUCGCUACUGAUUGGACAA
Messenger RNA from Aspergillus pseudonomiae, 1886 nucleotides. Its product is annotated as F-box domain protein. Lineage: Eukaryota; Fungi; Ascomycota; Eurotiomycetes; Eurotiales; Aspergillaceae. The transcript has 2 exons. The record is from RefSeq and is a predicted model, not a curated record. The coding region runs from base 90 to 1550 and encodes 486 amino acids.